Messenger RNA from Drosophila busckii, 558 nucleotides. RefSeq lists its product as uncharacterized. The transcript has a single exon. The record is from RefSeq and is a predicted model, not a curated record. Bases 67 to 522 code for a protein of 151 amino acids. Lineage: Eukaryota; Metazoa; Arthropoda; Insecta; Diptera; Drosophilidae.
AUUAAUAGAAAAAUCUUUGUAAAAAGCAGCAAUUGCUAACUGCCUCAAAAAAAAAUUGUAAUUGAAAUGGUUUGUACGAAGCGUGAAAAUGCCUCAAAAGCGCAAAGGACAGUCUCCAAGUGCUGCCAAAAAAAAAGUCCAUGCAAGGCAAGCAAGCAAGCCGAUCAUAGAGUUCGGCGUAAUCCCUUUCUGCUAUUUCUGGCCUAUUAUCGCAAACAUAAACAAAGUGAAGAUUGCAAGAUGUCCGCUUACCACGCCUCCGCAUGCGCUGGCAGAUUGUGGCGACGCAUGACAAUGGAGGAGAAGCAACCCUUUGUAGAAGCCGCCUACAAGAUCGCCUAUGUCUACGAGACGAAGAGUAAGCGUGUGAAUUGGGUGCUGAAGCAGAUGGGUCAGCUUUUCUGCGGGGAAAAAGUGAAUCUGGAUGUCCUAUGUCAGCUGUCUGCCAAGUUGACAAACUGGAAUGCCUGCGUGCUGGAGCACAGAAAAGACUGCGAUGACAUGGACAUCGAUGAAUGUUAGUUUGAAAAAUUUUAUGUUAAUUUUAUGUAAAAGCCA